ACCCAUGGAUAUCGGCCGUAUUAUUGUUCAUCGCCGUCUGUCCGGCACUCUCCACUUCGUUUUCCUUUUGCUUCGACUGUUGCCCUCUGUUGCUAUUUAGUAUUGAUCAUAUUCUUUGCCGGAUGCGUUGGCGUCGUCUACGUAAUUGAACUUCGAUUUGCUCUUGGCGUGCCUUAUCCGUUGCUCCCCUGCCAGAAAGUGAGGAAGAGAAUCGAUCGGUUCUACUCGCAUCAGAGCGUGAGUUGCUGCUUUUGUUGAUUUGUUCCAUGCGGUUGCUGUAAAAGCACCAGGACCUCAACGAUCUUCUUAAUUGACCCGCUUUCGCGGCCCUCAGAUGUGCAGAUACUGACGAUGGCCGAGUGCUGAUGCUCUCGCUCGUCUCUCGUCGACCCGGUGGGCUGAUCUUCCCGUUUGGCAAAUACUUGCUGUUCUCCCUGUUAACGCUGUGUCACCAGUUCAUCCUCCCGUUCAACUUGUCGCUCGCUUGUCUUCCCACACCCUAUAUAUCUCCAGCGCUGCUGCUUUUUCAUCCAACAACCUCCGCCAGCUAUAUACGUUUCCUACUUGCCCCUCACAUGUGACCGUGAUUCGUCCGAACCAAGCUACGUGACGUCCACCAAAACAGCUUCGGGGUCAGCUUUUUUUCGAGUGUUCUAAGCUCCCAGACAGCGUAAUAUGGCGAUGAUUGUGGUCCAGCAACAUCCAGUUCAACACUCUUCGACUCCCCCUCCCCUUCCCUCCGCCCUCAGCCUCAGUGGUUCCGCACCGAGAGCCCAAACGCCGAUACCAAAUAAGCACCUCCCAGUUUGCCCCACAGGUCCACCUCCUGCAAGCUCCAAGGUCCCAGCUCCAUCCAUAUCGACAACAAAGCCUGUGAAGACAUUUCUCUAUCCUCCCACCAAGUUCCCAAAGGUCUAUGAUAAUCCUCCGGUCUACACCAUCGACGCAGACCAAUUGGCUGCGGCGCUCGACGAGGCGUCCACGCGAGCCCUACCGGAACCCAACAAAGUUUUUCCAUGGCUGCACGGUUUACAUCCAGACAACCAGAUCCAAUUGGCGUUCUUCGUCCCAAGGCGGAGGACCCUGCGACGUAUACCGAAAUGUUUGAGGAGUAUAGUCAUUGUCAAGGUGGGCGGAGAACUGGCCAGUUCAAGGGUCAAAGGGGCAGUGGCACCCGGUGAGAUCAUCAAUGGCUCUACAUUCCCCGACCCGGACCCGCCGGUCGGAUUCUCGGUGCGAAAUUUCCAAAUUCAGACCGCCAAACUCGCUCCCAUUUCGGACAUUAUCCUCUACGGAGAAGAUGGUGUCAGGCCCGCCCAGGUGCUAUCUUUGGCUAAAGAGAUCUCGUCAGCUCAGGAAGCAUGGAGGCACAGGUUCGACCCUGGAGAGGAGCUCCGCCUCGUGAACACCUUUGUUCUAUCAACGCCCUUCCACCACCUUGAACAGCAACAUCCUGAAUUGGUGGCCGUUCGCUCCGAUGGGCAGGUCAACGAUGGGCUGAUGGAUUUCUUCCGCUGGGAGAGAAUAGAGAUGUGUAACAUGUCUCACCCAUCAGAAAUAUCGGAAAACGUUUACCUUGGCUUCACGCCGGAGCUCUCCUCAAAUAACGGGCUGGAGGCAGGUUUUGACCUCAUGAUCGAGGCCCACGAUGUUGCCAAUAUACCGGACCCACGAUAUCUAACCAAAGUCACGGCUCUCCUUGAAUCUGGGCCCCAGAGCAUAGAAUUUCCCUCAUCUGGAAGUCUCAUAGCAUCGGAACUGAGCCAGGUUGAAGUGUUUGACAUCAUUGACACCUGCAGAUGGAUCUACCAUAUCACACACUCACAGGGAUCGGAGCAAAUGCAAGACCAAGCAAGAGUCGAAUCUGACGGAGAUAUUCAGAUGAUCACUCUGGGUCCUCGCCCUAAGAAAGUUUUGAUCCAUUGUGCUGAUGGGUACACUGAGAGUUCCCUUCUAGCUAUAGCAUAUUUCAUGUUUGCCGAGGGUGUGCCGGCUCACGAAGCAUGGCUAAGGCUACAUUGUGAGAAGAAGAGGAACUUUUUCGCGUAUCCUUCGGAUGUCACAUUUUUGACAACUAUACAGCACCAGUUAUUGCGCGAAAGCCCUGCUGCGAAAGCGGCGAGGCUUAUCAAUCAGCCUGACCCUGGCUGGAUGGCGCGGCUGGAUGGCUCCCUUCCCAGUCGGAUAUUGCCGUAUAUGUAUCUGGGUAACUUGACACAUGCGAACAAUCCUGAGUUGUUGAAAGCCUUGGGGAUUGGACGUAUACUGAGCAUCGGAGAGCCGGUAUCCUGGCCGGAAACGGAGCUUAUGAGUUGGGGUUCAGAGAACCUAAUGAUGAUAGACGACGUUCAAGACAACGGUAUAGAUCCUUUGACAAAGGAGUUUGAUCGAUGUUUGCAAUUUAUCGAGAAAGGAAAAUUGGACGGCACUGCUGCCUUGGUCCAUUGUCGUGUUGGCGUUUCGAGGUCGGCGACUAUCUGCAUUGCAGAGGUGAUGGCGUCACUGGGGUUGUCCUUUCCCCGAGCAUACUGCUACGUUCGUGCUAGAAGAUUAAACGUCAUUAUCCAACCACAUCUGCGAUUUGUCUACGAACUUCUUAAAUGGGACGAGCAUCUCCAGCUAAAACGUAACCAGCCCAUCCGACGUGAGCUAGAAUGGACGACGAUUGCGCGUGAGAUAGCUCUCAUGAAUAAGCCGUACUCGAGACAAUAGAAGGCGUCCGAGCGUAAUAUUUGUCAUUUUUAAUUGCUUUAACGACUAUCGCGGACGCACUAUGAUGAGGAAUAUGAUCUUUCUCCCCCCUUUUUUGUUUUCAUGAUGGCUGACUUCGGUAUUUUAUAUAUUUAUAUGGCGGGAAUGUAUGGGUCUUCUACCUCUUUUUCCUUUUUUACCCCUUUUUCUGAUCUGCCAGACUUUCUUCUAUCUUCUCCUCUUCUUUCUUCUCUUGUUAUUUUCUACGAGGUCGGAGAUCUAUGAUUUUUUAGCUGGACUGGACUGGACUGGACAGGCACUUGUUUGGAGUCGAGGGAUCGUAUCGAUUAAAUCAAACACAGACACACGAACUAACUACAGAGGAAAUGGGAGAAUACAUUACACGGAAAUAUAUGCUGGUACCAAUGAGAGAGACACUGAGAAAUAUGAACCUUUCCAUUUUUUUGGUUAUCUUCCCUUUUCCUUUUCCCCUGUUUUGCUUUUUCUUUUUUUUUCCCCUCGCGUUUCUCUCUCAAUUUGGACGUGUUGUCUAAAAUUAGCAGGCUCAAGAAUCAAAUCUCUUUUUUCAUCAUCUC
This is a messenger RNA of Coccidioides immitis RS, 3287 nucleotides long. Its product is annotated as pps1 dual specificty phosphatase. Gene Ontology annotation, molecular function: protein tyrosine/serine/threonine phosphatase activity. The coding region runs from base 676 to 2712 and encodes 678 amino acids. Gene Ontology annotation, biological process: nuclear DNA replication; protein dephosphorylation. The record is from RefSeq and is a predicted model, not a curated record. NCBI's taxonomy places the organism in Eukaryota, Fungi, Ascomycota, Eurotiomycetes, Onygenales, Onygenaceae. The transcript has 6 exons.